Colius striatus (speckled mousebird) is the source of this 2748-nucleotide messenger RNA. It is a transcript of the gene PCDH20, whose product is annotated as protocadherin 20. Gene Ontology annotation, molecular function: calcium ion binding. Bases 1 to 2748 code for a protein of 915 amino acids. The record is from RefSeq and is a predicted model, not a curated record. The transcript has 2 exons. Gene Ontology annotation, cellular component: plasma membrane. Gene Ontology annotation, biological process: homophilic cell-cell adhesion. NCBI's taxonomy places the organism in Eukaryota, Metazoa, Chordata, Aves, Coliiformes, Coliidae.
AUGGGGCCCCUGGGCAGUGGCGGCAGCAGCACUGCCAGCAGCAGCCUGCAGCACUUGCUCCUCUUCUUGCUCUUCGUUGGACCAUUCAACUGCUUUGCUAGUUACAGCCGUGCCACCGAGCUCUUCUACAGCCUGAACGAGGGUCUGCCUGCCGGGGUGCUCAUCGGCAGCCUGGCCCGUGACCUGCGGCUGCCAACAGCUGUCGGGCAGCACCCUGCGGCCCCUCAGCCCCCACUCUCCUUUACCUUGGCCUCCCAUGGCUUGGGAGGACAGUAUGUGCAGCUGGAUAACCGCUCUGGGGAGCUUCACACCUCAGCUGUGGAGAUAGACCGGGAAGCACUCUGCGUGGAGAGUAGCGGGGCCACCGUCUUCGGGGGAGCAGCUGCUGUCUCCUCUUCCUCACUUUCAUCUGAAUCAUGCCUGCUGCUGCUGGACGUGCUGGUGUUGCCACAGGAGUACUUCCGCCUGGUGAAGGUAAAAAUUGCCAUCCGAGAUGUCAAUGACAAUGCACCCCGCUUCCCGGUGCCCCACAUCCGCCUCUCGGUACCUGAGAAUGCACCAGUGAACACCCGCCUGGCCAUCGAGCACCCUGCCUUUGACCCUGAUGUGGGCACCAAUGGUGUCCAGACAUACCGCCUGCGAGAUAACUACGGUGUCUUCACCUUGGAUGUGGAGGAGAAUGAGAGUGGGGAGAGGACUCCCUACCUGAUUGUUAUGGGGGCUCUGGACAGGGAAACACGAGAGGAAUAUGUCACAGUCAUCGUUGCUGAGGAUGGGGGGACUCCUCCACUCGUGGGCAGUGCAACCCUCACUAUUGGCAUCAGUGACAUCAAUGACAACUGCCCCCAGUUCAGCGACUCACAGCUCAAUGUCACCCUUUAUGGGAAUUCCAGCCUUGGGACGCAUGUGGCCACUGUCCAUGCAGUAGACAUGGAUCUCGGAUCCAAUGCCCAGAUCACCUAUUCCUACAGCCAGAAGGUCCUCCAGCCAUCUAGAGACUUGUUCCACCUGGAUGAAAGCACAGGAGUCAUCAGACUCUCCAGUAAAGUUGAUGGGGAUGCUCCAAAGCUCCACAGGCUGAUCAUAUUGGGCAACGGUCCUGGUUGUAUCCCUGCUGUGAUCACAGUGCUAGUAACCAUCAUCAAAGUCAUGAUGAGGCCACCUGAGGUUGUCCCUCGUUUCAUAGCUAAUGAAGCAGAAGGGGUGGUGUACUUAAAGGAGUUAGAGCCUGUCAACACACCAAUAGCAUUUUUUACCAUCAAAGACCCUGACGAAAAAUACAAGGUCAAUUGCUAUUUGGAUGGUGAUGGGCCUUUCAGACUUUCACCAUACAAACCAUACAACAAUGAAUACCUGCUAGAGACCACAAAACCUUUGGACUAUGAGACACAGCAGCUGUAUGAAAUCUCUGUAGUUGCAUGGAAUUCAGAAGGAUUUCGUGUCAACAAAAUAAUCAAAGUACAAGUUCUGGAUGACAAUGAUAACUCGCCAGUUUUCUCUCAACAGCUGAUAGAACUAUCCAUUGAGGAGAACAAUGUUCCCAAUGCUUUCUUGACCAAACUGCACGCUACUGAUGCUGACAGUGGAGAAAGAGGGCAAGUGUCCUAUUUCUUAGGUCCUGAUGCUCCUUCCUACUUUGCUUUAGAAAAAAACACAGGAGUUCUUACAGUUUCCACUCAGCUAGACAGAGAAGAAAAAGAGAAAUACAGAUACACUGUCAAAGCAGUAGAUUCUGGGUUCCCUCCAAGAGAAUCAAUAGCAACUGUCACCAUCACUGUAUUGGAUAAAAAUGAUAAUAGCCCAAGAUUUAUCAAUAAAGAUUUCAGCUUUUUCGUGCCAGAAAACUUCCCAGGUUUUGGUGAAAUUGGAGUUAUAAGUGUCACAGAUGCUGACGCAGGGAAGAAUGGAUGGGUUGCCCUUUCGGUUCUGAAUGGAAGUGAUAUUUUUGUCAUAGAUACUGGAAAGGGAGUUUUGAGAGCUAAAGUUUCCCUGGACAGAGAGCAGCAGAGUUCCUACAUUCUGUGGAUUGAAGCAGUUGAUGGUGGUGAUCCUGCCCUGUCUUCUACUGCAAAAAUAACUAUCCUUCUUCUGGACAUAAAUGACAACCCCCCUUUAGUCUUAUUUCCUCAGUCUAACAUGUCUUACUUGUUGGUCCUUCCUUCUACCCUUCCUGGCUCUCCCAUCACAGAGGUCUAUGCUGUCGAUAAGGACACUGGCAUGAAUGCAGUCAUAGCUUACAGCAUCAUAGGAAGAAGAGGCCCUCGACCAGAGUCAUUUAGGAUUGACCCUAAAACUGGUAAUAUCACCUUAGAAGAGUCACUGAUGCAAAAUGACUAUGGGCUCUAUCGGCUACUUGUAAAAGUUAGUGAUCAUGGCUAUCCAGAGCCUCUCCAUUCCACCGUCAUGGUGAACCUUUUUGUCAAUGAUACCGUUAGCAAUGAGAGCUACAUUGAAAGUUUGUUAAGAAAGGAGCCUGAUAUCAGUAUAGAAGAAAAGCAACCACAAAUAUCCAUAGAGCCUACACACAAAAAAAUGGAGUCAGCAUCCUGCAUGCCCACCUUGGUAGUUCUGUCGAUAAUAAGCUUGGGUUCAAUCGCUCUAGUAACAGGGAUGAGCAUUUACAUCUGUGUCAGAAAAGGGAAAAAGCAUCACAGAGCAGAUGAAAACUUGGAAGUACAAAUCCCAUUAAAUGGAAGAAUUAACCUGCACAUGCUGGAGAAGAAACCAGUAGAGAUUUCUAACAUUUAA